Hippoglossus stenolepis (Pacific halibut) is the source of this 2327-nucleotide messenger RNA. RefSeq names its product T-box transcription factor TBX2. Gene Ontology annotation, molecular function: DNA-binding transcription factor activity, RNA polymerase II-specific; RNA polymerase II cis-regulatory region sequence-specific DNA binding. The coding region runs from base 387 to 2057 and encodes 556 amino acids. NCBI's taxonomy places the organism in Eukaryota, Metazoa, Chordata, Actinopteri, Pleuronectiformes, Pleuronectidae. The record is from RefSeq and is a predicted model, not a curated record. Gene Ontology annotation, cellular component: nucleus. Gene Ontology annotation, biological process: cell fate specification; regulation of transcription by RNA polymerase II; positive regulation of DNA-templated transcription. The transcript is spliced from 7 exons.
UGUGGGUUGCUUUGGGAGUAAUAAAGCUGGAUUUUCACCCCCUCAAAUAGUUGAUAAGAGCUUCAUCAGCCUGUGAGGAAAGUUGAGGCAGCAUUUUCCUUCACAUAAAGUACAAUACCAGAGAAACUCCACCCACUGCUGGGUGUCACACUCAGUCCAGACGUGUCAAGGAGCAAAUCAACUCGGACACCGGCUGCGAGGCAGCGCACUGACUGUGGACGGGAGACAAAACAGCCAGCUGAGAAAAGUAUUGACGUUUUUAACUUGAAUGCGUUUUUGUGAUUUUAAAAUAUGUUAUGGGGUUGUUAGGAUAGGUUUCUCCAGCGGGUAUCAACGUGGCGUAAAAUUAUAGUCGUGCGUAAAAGUUAGUUCUUCCUUUGACGACCAUGCGCAGUUUCUCUGAGCCGUGCGUCCCAGGCGCAGCUCCACACGCUUUUCCAACAAGAGUCGGAGAUGCGCCCCUUCGAGGGACUGUCCUGAGCGGACCCCCGCUGAUCUCAGCCAUGGCUUUAUCCCCUCGAGGGUCUGCGGAGCCCCGCUUGGAUCCGAUGAUUCACACGUCUCCGCCUGGUCAGUCUGCGAUUUUGUGUCGGCCUCUCGAAAUUCUGGAGGGAGGGGAGAUGCAAGACGAUCAGCCCAAAGUUUAUUUGGAGGCCGGCGACCUUUGGAGACAAUUCCACAAACGCGGCACUGAAAUGAUCAUUACAAAGUCCGGGAGGCGCAUGUUCCCGCCGCUCAGGACCAGGUGCGUCGGGAUGGAUAGAAAGGCCAAAUACAUUCUCCUGAUGGACAUCGUGGCGGCCGAUGACUGCAGGUACAAGUUUCAUAACUCCCGGUGGAUGGUGGCAGGGAAGGCGGACCCGGAGAUGCCCAAACGCAUGUACAUCCACCCGGACAGUCCGGCCACGGGGGAGCAGUGGAUGUCCAAAGUGGUCAACUUCCACAAACUGAAACUGACCAACAACAUGUCGGACAAAUACGGAUUUACAAUUCUCAACUCGAUGCACAAAUACCAGCCGAGGUUCCACAUAGUGAAGGUGAAUGACAUCCUCAAGCUGCCGUACAGCACCUUCAGGAGCUAUGUCUUCUCUGAGACUGAGUUCAUCGCAGUGACAGCGUAUCAGAACGACAAGAUCACGCAGCUGAAAAUAGACAACAAUCCUUUCGCCAAGGGAUUCAGAGACAUGGGCAACGGGAGAAGAGAAAAGAGGAAACUACAACAUUCAUCACAAAAACCUAAAGAGAUGCGGAUGACCCUCCUGAAACCUGAACCUAUUCAAGAUUCACCUCCACAGUAUCCAGACAAUCCCAUAUCUCCAGAUGCCGAUGAAAGUGAUGUUGAUGAAAAUGAUCAUGUUGUGGACAUUCUUCAAGAGAAGAAAGAAACGAAACCAGGGCCAAAGGUUUCCAUCACAGGCAGCAGGGUACAGACUCCAGACAGAACACAGAGAGAAACCGACUCAAGAAGCAGCCGCGUCCUCAGUACAACAGCUGAUGGAGCGAGUGGAUCUGAGCCACAGGACUCAGAGAAGGAACAAAUGUGCAAAUUGCACAGCAACGUUGCUCAGAGUUGUGUUUAUCCACUGGAAUCAAACACCCACCUGUGGGAUCCGAGCAGCCUCAACAGUGUAUACCGCUCGGCUCAGGUGAACACCUGGAACAGCUGCACCGCUGUGGACAGAGCGGCAUCGUGUGGACUGAACCUGGCAGCAGCCGUCAGGACUCCAUCAGCUGCAGGGUUUCCCUUCAGCCUCCAACAGCACGCACUGGUGCAGGACCUGUUGGGUCUUUCCCACUUUGGAGGCCUCGUGUUUUAUCCCUACACCAGCCUCUCUCUACGGUCCAAAGUGGAUUUCAGAGCCUGCCCGAGUGUCCACAGCCGGGACUACUUCACCCCUCCGAUGUUAUCUUCAUCUGUUCCUCGUGUGAUUGGCGGCCGAUUGAAAUAUCUCAUCCCUGAUCUGCUACUGCUGCCCACAACAGAGCAGGAGAACUUGGUUGACGAUGCUGACAUUGACUGCAGUAAGGACGAGUCACAAACAGGGAGACAAUUCUGAUCUAAUCUUAAAUGGAGUUACUGCUGCUCUGAAAUGUCCCUGCAUGAGGUGGACCCACUCCCAGCUACACACUUGAACGGCUCUUCUGUGAAUGUCAAAAUGAAAAUUGAGGGUCAACUAGCAUUUUGGUAAAGUCUGUAUCUUCCUGAAAAUGUGACCCAAGGUUGAAUCACUGUUUUGAUGAAAUUUGUUUUAUUUCAACAAAAUGUUGCCGAGUUUGUAAAUAACAUCCUAAAUUGUUAUAUAAUUAAAAUGAAGGUUGGUGGAUGA